AUGGCUUACUACCAGGAGGUAGACUACUGCUCGGAAGAGGUGAGGUCGGUGGCCCCGGCCGGCGGCUUCGGCCGCUACGGCGGCGGCGGCCAGCAGCACGUCGUCAAGGAGAAGUUCGAGGAGGUCGACACGGUGUCACGCACCGGCGGCCACCACCACGGCCACGGCAUCGUGGUGCGCGAGACCAGGGUCGUGGAAGACUUCAACACCUGCACCGGCGAGUUCCACGAGCGCAAGGAGAGCUUCGUCGCCAGGGCUAACUGA
This is a messenger RNA of Miscanthus lutarioriparius, 264 nucleotides long. Lineage: Eukaryota; Viridiplantae; Streptophyta; Magnoliopsida; Poales; Poaceae. The record is from the annotation of a GenBank genome assembly.